Messenger RNA from Vicugna pacos (alpaca), 9136 nucleotides. It is a transcript of the gene GRIK3, whose product is annotated as glutamate ionotropic receptor kainate type subunit 3. Lineage: Eukaryota; Metazoa; Chordata; Mammalia; Artiodactyla; Camelidae. The record is from RefSeq and is a predicted model, not a curated record. Gene Ontology annotation, cellular component: membrane. Gene Ontology annotation, molecular function: signaling receptor activity; ligand-gated monoatomic ion channel activity. Gene Ontology annotation, biological process: monoatomic ion transport.
AUGACCGCUCCCUGGCGGCGCCUCCGGACGGUUUGGGAAUACUGGGCCGGGCUCCUCGUGUGCGCCUUCUGGAUCCCGGACUCGCGCGGGAUGCCCCACGUCAUCCGAAUCGGAGGAAUCUUUGAGUAUGCAGACGGCCCCAACGCCCAGGUCAUGAACGCUGAGGAGCAUGCCUUUCGAUUUUCUGCCAACAUCAUCAACAGAAACAGGACUCUGCUGCCCAACACAACCUUGACCUACGACAUCCAGAGGAUUCACUUCCAUGACAGCUUUGAGGCCACCAAGAAAGCCUGUGACCAGCUGGCGCUGGGGGUGGUGGCGAUCUUUGGACCAUCCCAGGGCUCCUGCACCAAUGCUGUCCAGUCCAUCUGCAAUGCGCUGGAGGUGCCCCACAUCCAGCUGCGCUGGAAGCACCACCCACUGGACAACAAGGACACCUUCUACGUGAACCUGUACCCAGACUAUGCCUCUCUCAGCCACGCCAUCCUCGACCUGGUCCAGUACCUCAAGUGGCGAUCGGCCACCGUGGUCUAUGAUGACAGCACAGGGCUCAUCCGGCUGCAGGAGCUCAUCAUGGCCCCAUCGAGAUACAACAUCCGCCUGAAGAUCCGCCAGCUCCCCCUUGACUCUGACGAUUCGCGCCCGCUGCUCAAGGAGAUGAAGCGAGGCCGGGAAUUCCGCAUUAUCUUUGACUGCAGCCACAUCAUGGCCGCCCAGAUCCUCAAGCAGGCCAUGGCCAUGGGUAUGAUGACCGAGUACUACCACUUCAUCUUCACUACUCUGGAUCUUUAUGCGUUAGACCUGGAGCCCUACCGCUACUCAGGGGUGAACCUGACUGGGUUCCGGAUCCUCAACGUGGACAACCCCCACGUCUCGGCCAUCGUGGAGAAGUGGUCCAUGGAGCGGCUGCAGGCGGCUCCCCGGGCAGAGUCCGGCCUACUGGAUGGAGUGAUGAUGACUGACGCGGCCUUGCUGUACGACGCCGUCCACAUCGUGUCCGUGUGCUACCAGCGCGCCCCCCAGAUGACCGUGAACUCCCUGCAGUGCCAUCGGCACAAGGCCUGGCGCUUUGGCGGCCGCUUCAUGAACUUCAUCAAGGAGGCUCAAUGGGAAGGAUUAACUGGACGGAUUGUUUUCAACAAAACCAGUGGCUUACGGACGGAUUUUGAUCUGGACAUCAUCAGCCUGAAGGAAGACGGUCUGGAGAAGGUUGGGGUGUGGAGUCCUGCUGAAGGGCUCAACAUCACAGAGGUCGCCAAAGGCCGAGGUCCCAACGUCACUGACUCUCUGACAAACAGGUCUCUCAUCGUCACCACCGUGCUGGAGGAGCCCUUUGUCAUGUUCCGGAAGUCUGACAGGACCCUGUUCGGAAAUGACCGAUUCGAGGGCUACUGCAUCGAUCUGCUCAAAGAACUGGCCCACAUCCUGGGCUUCUCCUACGAGAUCCGGCUGGUGGAGGACGGGAAAUAUGGGGCACAGGACGACAAGGGCCAGUGGAACGGCAUGAUCAAGGAGCUUAUCGACCAUAAGGCAGAUCUGGCCGUGGCCCCCCUGACCAUCACCCACGUCCGUGAGAAAGCCAUCGACUUCUCCAAGCCCUUCAUGACUCUCGGUGUGAGCAUCCUCUAUCGCAAGCCCAACGGCACCAACCCCAGUGUCUUCUCCUUCCUCAACCCCCUGUCCCCAGACAUCUGGAUGUACGUGCUCCUCGCCUACCUGGGUGUCAGCUGUGUCCUCUUUGUCAUUGCCAGGUUCAGCCCUUACGAGUGGUACGAUGCUCACCCCUGCAACCCCGGCUCCGAGGUGGUAGAAAAUAACUUCACUCUGCUGAACAGCUUCUGGUUUGGAAUGGGGUCCUUGAUGCAGCAAGGAUCUGAACUGAUGCCCAAAGCCCUGUCCACACGCAUCAUUGGUGGCAUCUGGUGGUUCUUCACGCUGAUCAUCAUCUCCUCCUACACGGCCAACCUGGCUGCCUUUCUGACCGUGGAGCGCAUGGAAUCGCCCAUCGACUCUGCCGAUGACCUGGCCAAACAAACCAAAAUUGAGUAUGGGGCCGUCAAGGAUGGGGCCACCAUGACCUUCUUCAAGAAAUCCAAAAUCUCCACCUUUGAGAAGAUGUGGGCCUUCAUGAGCAGCAAGCCCUCGGCGCUGGUGAAGAAUAACGAGGAGGGCAUCCAGCGGACGCUGACGGCGGACUACGCGCUGCUCAUGGAGUCCACCACCAUCGAGUACGUCACCCAGAGGAACUGCAACCUCACGCAGAUCGGGGGCCUCAUCGACUCCAAGGGCUACGGCAUCGGCACGCCCAUGGGCUCCCCGUACCGGGACAAGAUCACCAUCGCCAUCCUGCAGCUGCAGGAGGAAGACAAGCUGCACAUCAUGAAGGAGAAAUGGUGGCGGGGCAGCGGGUGUCCCGAGGAGGAAAACAAAGAGGCCAGCGCCCUGGGUAUCCAGAAGAUCGGGGGCAUCUUCAUUGUCCUGGCUGCUGGGCUGGUCCUGUCUGUGCUGGUGGCUGUGGGCGAGUUUGUAUACAAGCUCCGCAAAACAGCAGAGCGGGAGCAGCGUUCCUUCUGCAGCACCGUGGCUGACGAGAUCCGCUUCUCCCUCACCUGCCAGCGUCGGGUCAAGCACAAGCCGCAGCCUCCCAUGAUGGUCAAGACCGACGCCGUCAUCAACAUGCACACGUUCAAUGAUCGCCGGCUUCCGGGCAAGGACAGCAUGACCUGCAGCACAUCCCUGGCCCCUGUGUUCCCCUAGGCACAGGUUGGGUGGGGACCACAGGCCUUGGGGCAGGACGGAGGAAAGCAAAGGAGACUGGAAGGAACGUCCUCAGUCCCUUGUGCUGGGCUUGGGGACCAGAGCUGCUGCCUGCCAACUGGGCCAGGAGACCCUGCCCUUAACCCACCAGGAAACCAGCAGGCCCCCAGGCCAGCUGCUUGGGCUUCACCCUCCUCUUGUUCCUUCUAUGGGUUUCUAAAGCUGCCAGCCAAGACAGCCAAGGCCAAAGGAAGCACAUGCCUCUCUCAGGCCAAACUCACCUGCCCCUCAACUCUCUUCUACAGUCAGAAGUUUCUACCAUGGCCCUGCAGAGGCCAAAGGAAAUGGGAAACAACUCUUAUAUUGCCACUCCUUCCCCUGAGCCCAGGCCUUCCGGAACUUGACUAUGAGACCAGAGUACCUUGGGUACCUUCAGAUGUUAUAGUUUGGCUGCCAAUGGGAGCCAAAGAUGGGAGAUGGCCACCCCACAUGCCUGGGCAGAAGGAAGACUUCAUCCCGUAGGGGCUGCUCACAUGGUCCUGAUCUCCUGGACUUGACACCAUCCAUGGAAGCCCCUGUUUUGGCAAAGUCGAAGACAGAGAGCCCCACAGGAGAAAAGAGGAGUUUGGAGUCCAGGAGAGAGGAGAAUGCAGAGACUGUCAUUUUGAAUCCUUCUGGACAAUGUCCCAGUGUGCCCUACUCUUCCAGGAGGUUCUAGGAGUAGAGGAGUGGUCAGAGCAAAUUUUUCUCCACCUUCUGGCCAGAGGAGAGAGGACCCCUGAAUCUCUCAUAAAGGAUGCCCAGAGACCCAGCCAAUAUUUGAAGCCCAGAGGAACAGUGAAUUCCAUGGAAGCCCUCGAGCCAUCGAGCCAUUGGAUUUUACUUUGCUGGUUACCAUGCUGUUUUCUAAACCCUGGUGGCAUUAGGGAGCAUGAGCUCUGUGCCAGCUGCUCUUCAGCAGCUCCCCGUUCCUGGCCAGUUCACCUUGACCUUCUUCUGUCAUCAUGGAAGGAGAGAAGUAGCCUAGAUGGAAGUGAACGUCAUCACCCCUCCUCCAAAGAAGAUGGUGUCCUACUGCACAGGCCAGCUUUGGGUGAGGUAGGGAAAGCCAGAGGGGCCCUAAAGAACUCCUGGCCUCCUGGACUUGCCACACCCAAAGAUGCUCCCCAGAAAGAGAAAGUGUUCAGGAUAGCCUCCUCAUAAAGGACCCAAGGGUAGGGAGGGAGAAACUGCCUCCUGGAGAAUUAACCAAAGACCCCACAGAGAGACACAAGGCCAUUAUGGCCCCAGGUCUCUUGUCCAGAGCAGCUGGGAAUUUGUGGGGUUUGGGGGUUCAGCAGAGGAGCAGUAGCUGAUGAGGUCAAGUGAAAAAUGGGCCAGAUGAUCUGUGGGUGCCAGCUAGCUGUGAUGGAUACUCUAGAGGUCUGUGACUCUACGAUUCUGGGAGAAGUUUUGAGACAUGAAAGGAUUAGGAACAAAGUGUCCUUAAAGAGAAUGCGAUGGGGCCAGCAGGGCUGCCCAUGGCCGAGGCAAGGGCAGUCUUCGAGGCGGGGAUGGCGGCUAGAGAUUCUGGACAGGGGCCCAGGAGACACCAGCCACCCCACUCCAUCUCUCUCCUGUUUCUGCUUGGGUACCCUGCAUAGAGAAGAGCUGUAUUUAGGUCUCGAGAACUUUCUCAGCUGGGGUGAAGGAUGAUCUCUAGCUCCCCUCAGGACUCCCAAGGCAGGAGAGCACAGUGGACUCGUGUGAUGAAUACUGUCCCUCUUCCAAACUGAGCUGCAGGGCCAAACCAGCUGGUUCCCAGAAUCACAGCGGCUCAGACAGGCUGUGUGCACUGGAGGUGGGAGAAGAGGGCUGGACAUGCCACGUAGCCAACACAUCUCAUAAUAGGAAAAGCCAUGCUGUCGUGAGCUUCUGGGUGUAGGAGUGUGUGUGUGUGUGUGUGUGUGUGUGUGUGUGUGCAUAUAUGUGUGUCUUUGUCUUUGUAUGUGUGAUCUUUGGGGGCUGGGCAUGAAUGGCAAAUUAGAACAUGUAACAGAGUCCCGGGCAGGCAAUAAUAGAAUCCUUUGGGUUCUGAUGUGUGUAUGUGAGCAUGUGUGCAAACUGGGGGUAAGCGAGACAAAUUUGGACAAGCAGCAGGGCCCCAUACAUAUAAAAACAGGAGAAGCCAUGUUGUAAUGGGGUUCUGGUGGGUAUACAUAUGUAUACGUCCAUGCUUGUGUGUGUGUGUGCGUUUGGGCACCAAAUGGCAGAGGGCAGAGGACAGACUGAAACCCGCAAACAUCGCCAAAUACGUUUAAAAGGAGAAGCCAUGUCAUCAAGGCAUCUGCAUGUGAGCGUACGUGUAUCUGUGGGCGCAGUGGAGGGCGAGAGGGAGCGCAGAACCAGACAGGUGUGCGGCACAGGGCGAUGCAUAUUGUAUGAGAAACCAUGUGGGAGUGGAGUGUGUGUGUGUGUGUGUGUGUGUAUGCUCACAUAUGUGUGUUCAAAGACACACAUAUGUUCCAGCUCACAGCAGGAGCAGAGAUGGACAAUCAGGAAGGCAGGGAACCAGAGUCUGUGUGCACUUCUGUCGUGGAGAGAGAUCAUUUGUCACAGAGAUCUGCUGAGGUUGCACAGGCAUGGGCAUGGGGAGACUGGCCAAGUAGGGGUGAACCGCUUCAGGGACUCAUGGCUGGUGACUCCUAGCUCUACGUAGAGUGUCCUGUUUGAAGGGAAAAUGACACUUUGGGUGCAAUUCCAAGAUAACCAGAUUCUAAUGAAGGUAUCUGUGAUCUCACCAACCACAGACACAAGCCACUAUCUUUCUUUAGCCAGUCUAAUUUCAUAGCACACGCUCACAUCCAAGCUCAUCUCACACACAUGUGUAUGUGCUUUUGUGUAUGACACGCUAUGAACGUGUCAUUUCUUCUGAGGCUAUGCACAUAUAUAGACUGUGAUGGGAGGAAGAAAAGGAGGUGGCAUGGGGUCGGAAGAUCUUCAUGAAAGGAGGGGAAAAUGUGGAACUCAGAGGCACAGUUCAAUUAAGGAAAUCCCCCGACAGGGGCUGAAAUGACAUCUAGAGUCCUAAACAGAGGUGGAAUGAUCUGGCCUCCUGUUCAGGCCUUAUGUCCAUGUGUGUGGAUAGUGUUCAAAGUCUGCCUGAUGUCCUGUGUUUGUCUUGGAGACCAGCCCGGUGAUCAGAGCACCGCGGAGACCACUUCUGCCCACGUGUGAGCUGUGUCUGCCGCAGGGUACCAAAGGUGCCCACUGCAUCUUGGGGAUGGGGGUGGAGAGCUAUUCUCAGCAAGGUGGGUCAUGUGGACUUAAACUUUAGGCCCACCUGCCAGCAGGUGUGGAUCUGACCACAGUGGGUGCUCAUGGGUGCACGUGCACACCGAAGCCCUGAGGCCGGUGGCUGGGAGUGAUGGAAGCAUCAUCACUGGUUUGGAUGGAACAGAAGAUGGGACUGGCCUGAGCAGGUGCUGGACUGUCUCUGUCUGGCCCCACAUGUUGAUCCUGAAAAGAAGAGCACCCCUCCCUUCCAUCCGCACCUCCCACCCCGAGAUGCCGGUGCUUCCUCUCAGCCUGCUCAAACUGGCCAAAUGGAGGGGCAGCAGUGAAGACACACACACCCUCCAAGGCCCUGGGGCUUUGGGGCCAGGGGGCCUGCUUAUCUCUCCCCCCUUGACCUGUUACUGGUCUCUCUUCUACGGACUGAUAAGAAAACCCUGAGACCUUUGUCGCCAUUCAGGUGGCCCCAUGUUGCAGGUGUCUUUCAAGAGGGGUAAGGCCCCCGUGGCUGAUGAGCUGAGUCUGAACCUCUGAAGGCCGGGAGCACCUACUCCCAUCACAGCCACAAUUCUGCCUCGGCUGGAAGAGCACACUGGCUCCCCGGGCGCUGGGAGAGGGGAAAUCCGGCCCAGGAUGGAGUAGGGGCCAGGCAGUAGUGGGUGAAGGCUCUGAAUAGUUAGAAGUCACUCUCCUCCUUAAACUGGAGAACAGAAGUUAGAGGGAGGCAUACACUCACUGAGGACAGUCCGAGGCUCCCUCCUCGCCAUCGUUUCCAGGGGCACUGAUGUGCGGGGUUUCAGCGGCCACUCCGUCACUCGGCGGGAAGUUGCUCCCUCCCCAAGCCGCUCCCAGCUAUCUGCACAAACAUCUGGAAAUAGGCCCAACUCCGGCCCAUGUCUCUGGUCCUGUGUGGCUAGCCAUCUGGGAGGGGCCUCGUGGUCUGGACAGACAGCUGUAUGGACUUAACAACCGAGAUGGGCCCCGCCCCGUGGGCAGACACAAGAAGUAAGCCCAACCCUUGUAGACAGGGGUCUGGAAUAGACACAUCCGGAACAGCCCCAGGCUGGGUGGGCGCAGCGGGACCUGGCCCAGCUGCUUGCCACGAUGGGAGGGCCCUGCCCUCUGCUCCCGUGCCCAGUUUGAAGCAAGCCCUCAUUUCAGUCCUGGAUUUGCCCUGGAGUUAAAAAUUUCAGCGCUGAGGCCGUACAUGAAAGUCACAAAACUGUUUUUGGUGGAAAGUUACUGUUGUGUACAUUAUAUAUAUGAAUGUAAAAAGAUAUAUAUAUAUAUAUGCUGUAUAUAUAUAUAUAUAUAUGCACAGUGUAUAUAUGACCUGUCGCCCAUGUGUAUACACAACCCCUCCUGCACGUCUGCACACGGAGUGUACAUAACCCAGCCAGUACGGGUGGGGACCAGGAGAGAGGUGGAGGCUGCAGCCACAAAGUCUGGGAUGGAGGCCACUGGGGGCAGGGACUGUAGAGAGCCCCAGGGGGGAGGGGAGGGGAGGGAAAGGGAAUGCGUACAUCAGAGCUGCAGACCCUGAGCAAGAGGGGAGAAGUGUAGGGCUGGCGGAUGGGCCUUGCACAGCCAGUCCCCCUGGGGAGGGGCAGGAGUGGCCCGGGGUCCUCCUCUGCAUCUGAGAGUGUCUGAGGCAGGACAGCUGGGCUGUGUCAGGAGAGCACUGUCGUCCCCAUACUUGGAUCCUGAGCCGAUACGACACUCUGGUCCCAGGGCAGUUAACAGGGAGCCGAAGGGCAGGGGAAGAGGGGGCCACUCCCUGGACCUGCCCUCAGUACUUGCCUGCACAGCCACCAGGUAGGCGUCAGGCUCCACCUGGAAUACCCUAGAAGGCUGGAGAAUUCUAGACGGCAAAGGCCUCUGCCUCACGUUCUCACCCACACGCGAAGGCAGAGCUCCCAGCUAGGGAAACCCUUUUUACAGAGAAUGGCCCCCUGGGCAUUGCCAGCAUGCCAGUCUAAUGUCCCAUGCCCUAGGUAUUGGCCUUGCCUCCAUCCCCUGCCUUCUAGAACAGACCUCAAGUCACCCCAUAGUGUGUCUCUGUUUUACAGAUCAAAGGCCUCCAGAUGCUGGAAAGCAGCUGUAGACCCAGUAAUUGCAAGCAAGAGUUUGUCCCAUCUCAGACAACCUCCCCAGCCCCAUUUGCCCCCGAGGCCAGCUGUCAGGGAGUUAACGGAGGAGCCCGAGAUAUGAGCAGAAUAGUGACAUGGGGUGAAAGAGGGGAAGCCAAGAAGGCACUCCUGUCCGAGCACACCGGGUGCCACCUGUCUGCCGGCUCUUCUCUGCCACACCUUCCCCUGCAGGGCGGUGGCAGAGAGCCCCCGGCAGUACCCUCAGACCUCAGCCCCUGCCCCCACCGGAUCUGUCUGUUCUUCACAAUUCCAGUCCUUUAGCUAGUGGUCCUGCUCUGUCACAGGUCAGAGCAUCUCUGGAGCAUGCGGGAGAGAGACUAUCUGGAGUGGGCUUCCACGUGGUCAGCCUCCUGCCCUCUACUUGGGCCCCAGGCCUCAGACUGGUCUGCUCUUAACUGGAUCUGCCUCCGGGGCCCUGGGCAGAGCACAUUUGAACCCCACCCCCUGAGGAGGGGACUGUCUUAGCUCCAGAACAGGAAUCCGAGGGUCCAGGGGCCCCCACGGCACUGUGCUCCAAGUCCCCAGCCCGCCUCUGCCUGGGCCAGCUACUUGGCUGGGCCUCCCAUCAUGGGGACUUGGAUUCCCAGCCCCUGGGCUGAGCCCCCAGACAGCACCAUGUGAGACCCCUGGCCUGUCCCACCACCCAGACCAGAGUGCCUGGACGCCCCCCACUCCCACUCAACAUGGUUCCCACACACUGGUCUCUGGGCCAUUCAGGGGAUGCCCUUUGUGGACAUGCAGAAUUUCUAUGAAUAUAGUUUUUUGUAAACAUUUUGUAACAAUUUGGGUUUCAUAGUAACUGUGUUACUUGCCAAUCAUUCUAGGCUGAUGUAAAUAAAUUUCCAAACAAAUCUGAUUAUUUUCCUUUUUAAGACACUGUGAUAUAUCAAAGUGCACAGUUUGCUGUAUGAAGUAAUAUGGUUUUAAAUUUUAAAUAAAGAAAUGUUUCUAGAAAA